UGACGUCACAGCAGGAGGAGAGCCGAAGUGAGUUGGGCCACAUUUCUCCAUCCUAGUGAUGAUGGCGUCCCAACACCCAUGAUCAAGCAGAAAAAGAAGAGGAGGAGAGAAAGAAAGCGAGGCCCUUUUCAGCUCGAAAUGAGUUCGGACUUCAAUUCAUUCGUCUUUUGUUGUUAAUAUGUCUGGAUCAUUCACUUUGUAUUGGAGGUUCGGGUAAGGUGCAGGUGCCUCCAUCCAUCCGUUCAUCCAUCCAUCCAGCGCAGUGGAGGGGACGGGCCGGGCCGAUGGCUGCUGGGGGAGGUGGAGGAGGAUGCGGGGAGUCGGUGGAUCAUUACCGGGCGGAGGUGGAGCGGCUGACGCGCGAGCUCGCGGAGGCGAACCGGGAGAAGGUCCGGGCGGCGGAGUGCGGGCUGGUGGUCCUGGAGGAGAACCAGACCCUCAAGCAGCAGUAUGCGGAGCUCGAGGCCGAUCAGGAGACCCUCAGACAGGAGCUGGAGCAGCUGCAGGAGGCCUUCAGCCAGGCGUACACCACCCAAAGGAAGGUGGCUGAAGAUGGGGAGAGCAACGAGGAGACGUUGCUACAGGAGUCGGCCACUAAGGAAGCGUACUACAUGGGCCGCCUGUUGGAACAGCAGGCCAAACUGAAGAGCAGCAGAUCGCAGGCCUCCUGCACGCAGACCGAGAACGAGAGACUCAGCACCAUCCUACUGGAGCUGAGAGAGAGUAAUGAGAUGUUGGAGUUGCAGAGAAGCCGGAUGAGAGAGGAAAUCAGGGAGUAUAAAUUCAGAGAGGCCAGAUUACUGCAAGACUACACCGAAUUGGAGGAGGAGAAUAUCUCACUGCAGAAACUGGUGUCCACGCUCAAGCAGAACCAGGUGGAGUAUGAAGGCUUGAAGCAUGAAAUCAAAGUUCUGGAGGAGGAAACAGCCUUGCUUAACAGCCAAUUAGAAGAUGCACUGUGCCUGAAGGACAUCUCCGAGAGCCAACUGGAAGAGGCUUUGGAUUCUCUGAAAAGCGAGCGAGAACAGAAGAACACUUUGCGCAAGGAAUUAGCACAUCAUCUAACUGUGUGUGACGGGGGUUUCAGCGCAGGCUGUGCCCAUCUGAUCGCCCUGACCUCAGCGCCACCUAGUGGCAGUGCCACCCCAACAGCCGCUACAUCGCCCAGCAGCGAGGACGGUGGCAAGUGCAAUGGGCAUCUGCUUCAGGGUGCGACGGGUUCAGUUUUGAGCCGACUGAACGGAGACUUCAGGCCAUUGGGUUUGAGAAAGACUGAAAUUUUGACCCCUGACCUCUUUAGUGAGCUCAGUGGCCCUGAAAUCUUGAAACUAAGACAACAGCUUCAGCAGGUGGAACGUGAAAAAGCGUCUUUGCUCAACAGCUUGCAGGAAUCACAGGCUUUGCUCCGUCACACACAGGGGGCGCUGACGGAGCAGCACGAGAAGGCCAAUCGCUUGGGCGAGCGAUUCCGGAAACUCCGCCGCCAGCACAGCAGUAAGGAAAACAAGGAGGAAGAGGAGGACGAAGAAGAGGAGGCAACAUGCGUCCCUGGCGGCCAGGAGGGGCCGAGUCUGGAAUUGCUGCAAUGUAAAUACAGGGUAGCUGUGACGGAGGUGGUAGGGCUGAAGGCGGAGCUUAAGGAGGUGAAGGAUAGAUAUAAUGAGUACGUGGAGGCAAGAGCUUGGGUGGAGGAGCAGGGCAAGGUGCAGCUGCGAACGCUGGAGACACAAGUGGCACAGCUGGAGCGCAGCUGCAGGGAAAGCCGGGAGAAGGCGGUGAAUCUGGAGCGCGAGCUGCGGGCAGCCAAUAACACGGGCUUGGAGACACAGGGAAUCCUGGGAACCGCCCAAGAAGAGCUGGCGACAUUCAGCGAGGAAUUAGCGCAACUUUACCACCACGUCUGCCUGUGCAACAAUGAGACACCCAACCGUGUUACGCUGGACUAUUACCGGCAGGGCCGGACCCCGACGCGCAUUUCCACCACUGGCCACAAGGGGCAGGACGACUACCGUGUGCUGUUGACCCCACGGCUCGCACGCCGUUUAGCGGCGAUUAACGCCGCAACGUCCACCGAGUCUCGUAGCCCGUCGAACUCACCAUCCAAAGAACCUCUCACUGCUGAGCAGAGCCCGGUCCGUACACCACUGGGUUCACCCGUCGUUAGUGCCUCUUCCUCGUCUUCAUCAUCAUCUCCAGCACCCGAGUCGGCCACGGGUUCUGACCUCCGCCGUGAACCCACCAACAUCCACCACCUCAACGCCAUCAUCCGUGACCAGAUCAAGCACUUGCAGAAGGCAGUGGACCACUCACUCCAGCUGUCCCGCCAGAGAGCGGCUGCCAGUGAACUCACCCCACUGAUGGACAAGGACAAGGAGGCCUGCAUGGAGGAGAUUCUCAAGCUCAAGUCCCUCCUGAGCACAAAGAGGGAGCAGAUUGCAACCUUGCGCCUUGUGCUCAAAGCCAACAAGCAGACGGCUGAGGGGGCUCUGGCCAACCUGAAGAGUAAAUACGAGAAUGAGAAGACAAUGGUGACGGAGACCAUGAUGAAGCUGAGGAAUGAGCUAAAGGCCUUGAAAGAGGAUGCGGCCACCUUCUCUUCCCUCAGAGCCAUGUUCGCCACACGCUUAAUACUGGAAAAACGAUACAAUUUUCCAGUUGUCAUGCUGCUGAAAUUCUAUUUAAACGAGAUGCAGAGACAACUCGCGGCGGCGGAGGAUGAGAAAAAGACGCUGAACUCUCUCCUCCGCAUGGCCAUCCAGCAAAAACUCGCCCUCACGCAAAAACUGGAAGACCUGGAGUUCGACCAAGAGCAGUCGCACCGGCCCCGCGUGGGAAAAACGUCCCGGCUGAGGAGAAGCACACCCAAAGUAAGUAGAACGCCAGUCCCGCCCCUUCCCGACACCCCUUUGACAAUUACCGAGGUCCUUACGGCAGCAGCCGCCAUCACCUCGCCCACCACACCCACCUUUACACCCACCCACCUGUCCGCCCCCAAUAGCCCGCCCUCCCUGGAGGCCCCGUCAUCUCCCGCAUCAUCUUCCUCGUCCUCCUGGAUGCCCCCAACCAUGCCAUACCGCCAUUGGACGAUGGGCAUUCGUGCAUAUGUCGUCAAACCGCACACUUACACCAACCUACCUACUCAUAGCUCUAUCCUGGCCCGUCGCUAUGCAAGUGAGUCGCACUAUUCCCCAGGCUCCACCCCUUCCUUGCCCUACCGCUCGCCCCUAUUGGCCAGUCACCGCUCCAUGUGGAGCUCAUCCCAAUCCUGCCCCCUUCCCAGCCACUUUCAGCGUUCUACAUCCCGCUACACACCCCCUUCGUCCACUUACAGCCCUUUGUAUCCCAGAAACUACGGCUCCCAGAAUCCCCGCUACUGACGGGUGCCACAGAGAGGAGGACACACACUGGUUUCUGUGUUUUAAUAUUUGGGGGAGUGAUUUCAUU
Molecule: messenger RNA, 3444 nt
Organism: Sinocyclocheilus anshuiensis
Lineage: Eukaryota; Metazoa; Chordata; Actinopteri; Cypriniformes; Cyprinidae
Product: protein bicaudal D homolog 1-like
Exons: 8
Coding region: 285-3377 (1030 amino acids)
Biological process (GO): positive regulation of receptor-mediated endocytosis; regulation of microtubule cytoskeleton organization; microtubule anchoring at microtubule organizing center
Cellular component (GO): cytosol; Golgi apparatus
Molecular function (GO): dynein intermediate chain binding; cytoskeletal adaptor activity; dynactin binding
Source: RefSeq, a predicted model, not a curated record